AUGUCUGCGCAGCAGGAAGAGAAUCAGCAGCAGCAGCAGCAACAGCAACAGCAGCAGCAACAGUGGCUGCCCAUAGAAGGCACUCCUGAGGUGCUAGAGCCUUACUUGGUUGCUCUGGGGGGCCCCCAGGGGGGCCCCCAGGGGGCCCCCCUGCUGCAGGUUGAAGAUGUUCUUGCAUUAGAUGCGUGGGCGCUGGAUAUGCUGAGGUGUACAGACACCGUAGGUUUGCUGCUGCUGUUUCCUUUAACAGACAGAGAUGAAGAAGAAAGGCUGCAUCAGCCGAUGCCUGAAGAACAGCAGCAAAAUGAUGCAGAGAUAAGCAAGACUGUGUGGGGACACAUGGGCGUUAGACCCUGCGGGUCGCGGUGCUGCAUUAGAGACAAACGCUAG
Molecule: messenger RNA, 390 nt
Organism: Eimeria acervulina
Lineage: Eukaryota; Apicomplexa; Conoidasida; Eucoccidiorida; Eimeriidae
Product: ubiquitin carboxyl-terminal hydrolase isozyme, putative
Exons: 2
Coding region: 1-390 (129 amino acids)
Biological process (GO): ubiquitin-dependent protein catabolic process
Molecular function (GO): cysteine-type deubiquitinase activity
Source: RefSeq, a predicted model, not a curated record